Molecule: messenger RNA, 1188 nt
Organism: Zerene cesonia (dogface butterfly)
Lineage: Eukaryota; Metazoa; Arthropoda; Insecta; Lepidoptera; Pieridae
Exons: 6
Coding region: 1-1188 (395 amino acids)
Source: RefSeq, a predicted model, not a curated record
AUGAUCGCAUACAUAAGAUUAUUUCUGAUUUUAUUACAUUAUACUUUUAUAUCGUCUGAAAUUACAAAUAACGAAUUGAAUGUGAAUGAUAUACUUCGAACAGACCUAAUGCCUACAUUUUUCAUUUCGAGUGAAAAUGUGGAGGUGCCCAAAAUGAGUAGUAAAAAAGAAUUUUUGCCGCCUACAAAUGGGUCCAUGGAUGCUGCUUUGAAUACGCUUAAUUUUCACAGAAAAAUGAUGAACGAGUAUCAAUGCAGAAAUUACGUUGCUGAACAAAUCUUAGAAGAAAUAGGUAAAAAUUCUAUGCAAAAUCGUCUCGGGAAACCUUUUGACGGAAGUCUGUUUAAUAAAAAUGUUUAUGCACCUCGUUCUCAAGACUAUAAAGGUUUGAAUGAUGUUGGAUCGGUUAAUUAUCAGGAGUGGCUUGCCAAAGUAUCAGCUCUUAACGAUAUUUACCAACAUUACAACAUGUCAAUAAAUCCACAUUUAAAUAGUACUCCAUCAAUUUAUCCUGAAAUUCAUGCAAACCCCAGAGAUGGUUAUGAAGUGUUCGAAUCGGGUGAAGCAUCUUAUGUAUAUCCUGAUAUGCAAGAUGUUUCUAAGCACAGCAGUGGUUACGAGUACUCCAUGCCGCCACCUCCACCUCCAGUAUACCAACAGGAACACGUUGAACAUCACGAAGAAUAUCAUGUGGAAAAAGAAUCCCAUGGGCUCACUAUAUCUGAUCUAUUUGAUAUCUCGCUUACGGGGAUUGCUUUUUUGUCUUUUGGCAUGUUCGUUCUACAAGUGCUCAUGUGUAUCACAAUGAAUGAUCAACAACCUCAAGUGAUGCAAAUGGUGGACAACGGGGACAACAUAAACGUCGACGAUGUAUUUCGCAUCAAACGUGAAACAGAACCCCUUAGAUCAUUGAAAUCAUUGAAUAGUAUAGCUAAAUAUGCAUUAAUGGCUUUAAGACCUCAGUCAACAAUAUGCCUCUACCGCACACUGUGUUUGGGAAACAAGCAUACACGAAAUUUGAAAAAUAAAGAGAGAUAUUGGUUGCCUUUGUUUCAUGCCAGUAUAGCUUGGACCCGUGGUGCCGCUUUAGGCGCUAUACGCGCAGCCGCGUUGGGGCUCGGAGGUGCUGAUUGUAAUAGGUUGUAUCCUAAGAGCCAGUGCAUAAAUGCACAGGAGUAUUAUAAUUAA